AUGGUCAUUGGUGUUGGCCAUAUCCAGGGUGUAGACUCGGGGCAUGACAAACUUGAGUUUAUCUCCAAAAAGUUACUAUCUAAUUUGGGAUUACGCGUGUUUCAAAUUAACAUUCCUCCACGAACAGCAGCAUGGAGUUUUCCAGCCAGAAGGAGUGUCAAAGAUCCAGAGGAGAACAUAUAUGAGGAUGCACCAUAUCCAAGUUGGGCUUUCUUUGAAGAAGCCUUCUUGGGGCAUUUCUUUUCCCGAGAAUCGAAGAAAGCAAAGGUAUGGGAGUUCCUUACAUUAAAACAGGACUCCUUGACUGCUAAUGAGUAUGGGUUAAAGUUCACCCAACUGUCCCGCUAUGCUCCGGAGAUGGUUAAAGAUAUGAAAAGCAGAAUGAGCUUUUUUGUUGCUGGCUUGGGUCGUACUUCAAGUAAAGGAGGUAGGGCUGCAAUGUUAAUUGAGGACAUGGACAUUUCAAGGUUUAUGGUCUAUGUGCAACAAGUUGAAGAAGAAAAGCUGAGGGACAAAUAG
Solanum lycopersicum (tomato) is the source of this 519-nucleotide messenger RNA. RefSeq lists its product as uncharacterized. Lineage: Eukaryota; Viridiplantae; Streptophyta; Magnoliopsida; Solanales; Solanaceae. The record is from RefSeq and is a predicted model, not a curated record.